Messenger RNA from Drosophila biarmipes, 716 nucleotides. RefSeq names its product dynein light chain roadblock-type 2. The transcript has a single exon. NCBI's taxonomy places the organism in Eukaryota, Metazoa, Arthropoda, Insecta, Diptera, Drosophilidae. The record is from RefSeq and is a predicted model, not a curated record. Gene Ontology annotation, cellular component: centrosome; cytoplasm; cytoplasmic dynein complex. The coding region runs from base 125 to 430 and encodes 101 amino acids. Gene Ontology annotation, molecular function: dynein intermediate chain binding. Gene Ontology annotation, biological process: microtubule-based movement.
AACAACCUGCCAAGAGCAUUCAGUUCUCCCAAACAAAUCACACAGGGCACAGUCAACUCACUCCCAGUCGCAAAACAAGUACAACACCAUCUACCACUUUCCACACAAUUUAGUACUGAAGAUAAUGAAUCGCAUCCUGGAGCAGGUGAUCCACCAGAACGCACCCGUGGUGGAUCGCAUACUAUCGGAGCACACCUUGGGAUACGUGGUCUCCGACAACGUGGCCAAUGCGGUGGCCGAAACGUCGUUCGAUAACACCAGUGCCCAGGCGAUCGUGAAGCAUCUGAACGGACUCCUGGUGGGCACCUGCCAAAGUGUGGUUCGGGACCUUGACCCCUCCAACAAACUGUGCUUCAUGCGCCUGGCCACUCGCAAGUUCGAGUAUCUGGUGGCCCCCGAGGAGUACUUCACCAUCACAGUGGUUCAGUGAGGGAAAAAUCGAAAAAUGGGGGUAUCGAUAAAAAUACCCCUAUCAUAAUACCAUUCAAGUUGAAUAUUCGAAGAGAAUGUAUCUUGUGCUAGACGGACUACUUUCAAAUUGCCCAAAAUUUGUAGGAAGAAUUUCCUCAGAUAGCGCGAAAAAGUUGUAGGAAAUUGUUUCCUACAAUUUUUAGGCAAUUGGCUGUUCCAGAGUAUAAAUUCAUCAUAUUGUCUCUAUGAAUAUUCUAAUGUUGUAAAGUCCAAGUCAAAUAAAUGAAGCUAUCUCAAAUAUAAAA